Molecule: messenger RNA, 4946 nt
Organism: Acanthaster planci (crown-of-thorns starfish)
Lineage: Eukaryota; Metazoa; Echinodermata; Asteroidea; Valvatida; Acanthasteridae
Product: anaphase-promoting complex subunit 1-like
Biological process (GO): metaphase/anaphase transition of mitotic cell cycle; protein K11-linked ubiquitination; anaphase-promoting complex-dependent catabolic process
Cellular component (GO): anaphase-promoting complex
Molecular function (GO): molecular adaptor activity
Source: RefSeq, a predicted model, not a curated record
UGGACGUUGUACAAACAAAUGUUUUCCGGGACUCUUUGGCUAGAAACCCUGGUGAUUGCAGCAACAUGCAACUUUUAAAGUAACAAGCACUCCUCAGCGACAAGCCUGCUCAGUUUAUUCAAGAUUUGGUUCAUAGAACUCAAGGCCCUUUGCCUUGGAAUUGGCUGUCACUGUUCUCCUGUCGACUUCUAAGUGUCAGAAAGUCUCUCAUAUGAACAGGGACAGACAAUUUAUGAUAAGCAUCCACUCUGUUUACUUGCGGAAACUGUGAUUUUAAAAUAGCAAGAUAUUUUUCGUACUCUAACUCAGAGUUACAAUGGUUCUUACUUAUGACAUUCCUUUAUAGAAAUCAUCUUGACUAAUUGUACAACUUUAGGGGAUCAUUUUGUAUCAAAGUAUUAGUCCGCCAUUGUAUCUAACAAUAUUUUGAAUCAAAUGCAUAGCAGUUUCUAGAAACGCAAAAACAAGUACAUGUACAUUAUUAUGAAGGUAAAGCUGUUCGUUCUAAAUGCCUGCAACAGUGCAAGACUUUUGGCAAUAAUUGAGUAGAGACCAAAUGCUUAGAACUAUUAUUAAAACUCAAGGUCUCUCAAAUGUCAUACUAUUUUGGUUUUGUUAGGAUGGACUUGCCCACAUCUAAUAAUUUGGGGCUUGUACAGUCCAGCCUGGUGUCACAAAUGCCACCAGUAAAAUGAGUCAAAAGUUGCCAGUGCCACUUAUGAGUUUAAGUUUGCACAUAUGUGACCCACUCUGCAAAAAGGUAUAUUAAGUCAUGCAAUGCAAACUUGCCUAAUGGCCCAUUCCAUGUGUCGAGGGUUAAAAUAUUUGGAAAUAUUUUGAGGCCAGUUGCUUGACCAGAAAGCCUCUGUUGCUAAGGAAAACCAGGAGAGUGUCUGUUGUGUCCACAAGUUUGCAUAGCGCCCUCUCUGUUGCUAAGGAAAACCAGGAGAGUGUCUGUUGUGUCCACAAGUUUGCAUAGCGCCCUCUUUGGGUUGACAUGGAAAAUGAAUGACGUAAUGUAACAUGGAGGUUGUGAGAUGAAUACAUGAGAAGAGUUCUGACUGAGCAGAAGUGCCUUGCGUUCCAUUUCGAAAUCUGCGUGGCCUCCAAGAGUCUGGACUUGAACGCCACUGCCAACCCAGCCCAGACUCCACGCCACAGCUACAGCUCAGGUACCCUAGCUGGCCUGAGCUCCCAGUCCCGCCUCAGCCUGUCUAGCCUGUCUCCUCUUGGUGGUGGGGCAGCUUCUCCAGCCUACCGGGGACUGCCUGGCCGGACGUUGGCCUCCCCAUUGGUGUUCUCUCGGCCACAAAGCCCGGCCUUGUCUGUCAUGGCAGCUCUUAGUCGUACACAGUCUCCAGCCACUAGCGCCCUGUACAGCCCAGCCUCCAGCAUGAUGUCCCCGGCCAGGACCGGCUGGUCCCCUGCUGGCAUGUCCAUGGCCUCCUUCCUGAAUACCACCUGUGGUGAGGUCAUCGAGCCCUUGGCACCUGACUUGUGCCUGGAGCACUGCUGGACUGAACCGCCCACAAGCAACAGGGAGGGAGUUCUUGGCAAAGCCACAAGAGUGUUCCUGACGACAGAUAUCUGCCAGCAGCACUUUCUGUGCUACCUGCUGCAGCACCGUAACCAGCUCAAGUGUGUCAAGUUUGGCCAGAGUAACGACCAGUCACAGCUCAUCUUUGGCACCAUCGCGACCCUCAUGGUCAAAGAUGCUGUGCCUCUGAAGAGUCUGGAUAUGAUGGUGGUGCUUGAUCUCAGCAACAGCUUGAUGCUCUACACCGGUCUCACCAAGAUCGGUAAGGUACACGUGCCUGGCAUUCUCCCUUCGUUGUCUUCCAGCUUGCCCCGCCCAAGCACUCCACUCGAUAGCCCUGCCCCAAUGACAUCUUCCCGACCUUCCAGCAGUGCCCAGGUCAUCAUGGAUGAGGUCGUGAUGCUGUCCCCAGUGCCAGGUUUCCUCGGGGAUUUGGGUGCCAAGCUGCAGGAGUCGGCCUGCAGCGAUGAGUUCCCAUUCCACCCUGGUGGCACCAGCAGCACUGGCCCCACCAGGCACAUAGUCGGUUUGAGGGACCCCGUGACCAAUCGGUUCACCUUGGAACUCACUGGAGGGACUAUGCUUCGCAUGAGCAUACCUGAAAUUGCAUCAUCCCCAGUUGUGCAAAAGUGUUUGAAUGCCAUCAAGUACGUAUUGCCUCGUGAUGGUGCCAUGCAGGUUGUAGCGAGGUGGUACAUCACCCACAAUGCACCUGGUGGUCCCAGUACCCAAUCAGAAUGGCUGGUGUUUGCCAAGUGCCUCUUGGGAAUGAUGGGAUACAACAUUGAGAAGCUGGCCAUCUUUCAGCAGCAAGAAACUGAUCCCCUGACAUCACCUGAGGUUGCAACCAAGAAACACAAAACUUCAGGAUUAGAUGAGGACUGGGAAUAUCUACUAGGCUCUAAUUACCACCAUGUAGCCUGUUCCACUCUCCUUGAGCCAAUUUGUGGAGCACAGCCUCAUGCUGCCAGUAUCCUCGGAGACAAGAGCCAGGCUAAAAUUGACACCGGUGCCCCACUGUUCAAAGACAUACCAACAGUUGUCUUUGCCCUGCAUCUUAUUUACGAGGAACUCAAGCUCACCAGGUUUCAUGCAGACAGUGCACAGGACUUGGCAACCAUUCUUUACCAAAUAACCAGUGACUUGAAUUGGACUGCAUAUGUAGACUACUACUACCGUAACCACCCUGAUCUCCACCACAUUGUAAGCCAACAGGUCAGCCAGAUAAGUCCCGAGUUGUGUGCCCAGAUCCAGCAGCCUGCCUAUUUCACUCCUAACCCUCCUAGUAUGUACCACUGGUUGCGUGGGCUACUUAUGGAUAUACCUCAAGAACCGUACCCAUACAUCGAUGGUAUUUGCACUGUCUCUCACAAGAUAAUGAUGCUUUACUCCCUGUACCUGAGUCAAGACUUCUCUAAGACAAGCUUCAGAAGGCUCUCAGUGGCAGGCCAACCCUGCAAGCUAUCGGACACUGCAACCAGACUUCAUGACUUCAGCCAGGCCCACCAGGACCUGAGCAGCACUGAGCAGACCGUACUCUUCAUGACAGACAUCGGCUUCACCUUGAAGGAUCUGGAGGCCCUCCCACUGGGUAUAGCCCUCCCACUCUCAGAAGCUAUCUACCAUUGCCGGGAGAAACCACCCUGCAAUUGGCCUGAGGCUGCUUACACACUGGUCAAGCGGCAGGACCUGUCUGCCCAGGCCAGGCUGCCCAGGGGAAAAAAGAGGAGAUACAUGGAAGCAUCUUCUGACAAGGAGUCCAAGCAGGAGGAUGAUGGGAUGGGCCACUUGGACCAAGAGCUAUUGCGUCUGCGCUUCCCAGAUGACCUUAGGGUGCAAGAGGUGCGGCGUCUGCUCCAGUCCUCCAAGCCAGUCCGCAUUGCCCUGGUCCAAAAGCCUGAAGUCAGUGAUCAUGAGUUCAUUGAAGAGCAAGAAAUGAGAUUGUUGGUGGUGUCACAGAGAACCAUGGCCCUGCCAAUUGGAAGGGGGAUGUUUACUUUGUGCACUUCCCACCCUGUCGUCACAGAGAUGUUGCCAAUACCCAAGCUGAACCUCUCUGGUCGAGCUCCUCCAAGGAAUAAUGCAAUAUCCUUCCUGCACAUUGAUGUCCCCACCAACAUGAGCUCCUGGCCCUCAUUCCACAACGGUGUGGCUGCUGGACUGAAGAUAGCCCCUGGCUGCUCACAGAUCGACUCGACAUGGAUUGUGUACAAUAAGCCAGCCGGGUCAGAGCUCACCAAUGAGCAUGCAGGGUUUCUGAUGGCCUUGGGACUGAAUGGACACCUGUCCAGCCUGUCUACCCUCAAGGUGCAUGACUACCUCUGCAAGGGACAUGAGAUGACCAGUGUUGGACUUCUCCUUGGGUUGGCAGCUGCAAAGGCCCAAAGGGCAAUGGCUGCGAGGCCCGGGAUGGGCAAAUCAUCCUCGAAGGAGAGGUAUUCUGCGAGAAGGGACAGGAAGGCUGUACAACGUAGGCCGUGUCGAGAGGCUACGUCGAGUCUGGUUAGGAUAGACUCCAGCUCGGCUGAAGGGAGGUCCGGGACGGAGAGAAAGUCCACAGUGUCCGACUAGGUGAAAUGAAAGUAGUUCUGAGCCUGACCCAGAAAGGGACACCAAUUCUUGGCGGAGGUGAGAACCUUGAAUGUCUCCACACAAGAGUGGUCCAGUGGGAUGACUGGGAAGAUAGGCGGUUUUGUCUUCCAUCUAUCCGCAUGAUGCUUGAAGGGUGAGACCUAGACUUGAAAUCAAGUCGUUGGUCAGUUUGAUUAGUGCAAAUUUUUUUUCAUAUCUUGCGUUAAUAUCCCUUUUAAUACGACGCUUAAAAACAAAGUAUACAUAGAUAUUCAAGAAAAAAUCUAGUAAUUAUCUUUCUUGAUAAAAAAAACUGAUGCUUUUAUGGUAAAUCAUCUUUUUAGAAUAAUGUAAACACCCUCUUCAAUGAACGAGACUGUGGUUGUUGCUAGUUAACGUUCAAACUGUCCCUAAAAUAAAUAUUCAUAUAAUUGGGAUUCUUAGCCAAUCAGAGUGCUCUGUCUGAUUGUGGUAGCAAGUGUGGAAGGGAGAUUUGAAUGUGGUUUUUUUGCAUGACACUUUUUCUUUUACAAGCUUCCUUAGUUUAGUCAGCAACUUGUCUGGUACCCUGUAUCACCUUAUAGUUUAGCAUUGCUCAUCGAGCUUCUUGCAGUUAAUUGUUCAGACUGGUGCGUGCUACUGAAGAGUGAGCAUUACCACUCACAGCUCUCUUCAGCCUUCCCACAUUUGCACUUUUCUGCUCUUGUCACCAGUUGCAGCUGGUCACUCGAGUAAUCCACUUGUGGCACUGUGUUGGGUUAUUAUCAUAUUUCUAUUUUUUUUCAUUUUUUUAACUUUGUCCUGACCUUCCAAAUAAAUCGCGACCCAGUCUUCCUGA